AAUUCGUGAGCUUUUGUGUCAGUCUGCGUCUGAACGUGUAACGAAAAAGUUUUAAGAUAUUUCUUCUCGAAAUAAGAGUAGAAAAAAGCGAAAAGAAAAGCGGAAAUAAUUUUGGCGUGAUUAAGGAAUAACUAAAAACUAAAUAUAAAACUAAUAAAAAAUACUCGUUUAAAUAAUUACCACAAAUUUUUAUAAAAUAUUUUCUAUGCAAGAAAAAAAUAAUUUUCUUUAAAUAAAAUCUGCAAUAAAUAAAAACUCAAAAAAAAAAAGACAAAAACAAAUCACAACAAGUGUGUAUAAUUUAGUGGAAGACCGCUUGAGAGUUAUUUGCUGUGCACAGCUAAUGAAGAGAUUGCCAAAAACGCCCACGCAAUCGACGCCGCAUUUAAGCUAAUUUCAUUUCGGCUGGCAAUUAUUACCAAAAAAAAAAAAACUAAAAUAAAAACAAUCAACAGAAUAUUAAGAAAAAAUAUUAGCGGUGAAUUUUACGAGAUUCUUCAUUUAACAAAAGCAAACAUACGUAUGCAGUUUGGUACAUAAUUUUCUGACCACAAGUGGCACUGUGCGCGACUACCAUUUCAAUGUGUUGUUGUUGUUGAUGUUUUGGAAAAUUUUUGUAUUUGUGAGAAAUUAACAGCUGUUAACUGCUUGUGGCGAGUUAAUAAGUAAAAUUAAACUAAACUUAAAUAAACAGAUAUACGAAAAUCCACAUAAACUUGAAAUAUAUGUAAAUAAACAAACGCAUUACUAAAACCACUGCGAAACAAAUAAAUAACUAACGAAAAAUGGGUUGUGCCACGACAACUGUAAAAAUAUCUUCAAUUCUCUUCAAUACACUUUUGGCGCUUUUUGGUAUUGCCGCCAUCGUACUGAUUGCGGUCAAUUCUGGAGCCGUGCCCGAUGAUUGGGAUACACCAGCCUUUAUAAUCUUCGGAUUGGUGGUACUAUUUGCUAUUAUCGGUUGCGUGGCAGCGCUGCGCGAGUCCAUUUGCCUCACUGUGACUUGCGCUGUUUUCUUGCUACUGCUAGCUAUUCUACAAAUUGCCGUAACUAUUAUUAUUCUGAAUGACCGUCAAACACAAAGUGGCAUUGGUAGAGUCGAAGAUGCUUGGGACCACGACAAAAUGGAUGCUUUGCAAUCGAAAUAUGAAUGCUGCGGCAAAGAUAGUUCACAGGAUUAUAUAUUGUUGAAUCGGCAAAUACCACUCAGCUGCUACACCGAUCAAAAUGACGCAGAUGCUAAUAAAAUGUAUACGGAAGGUUGCAGCGCCAAAUUGCAGCGUUACUAUGACAGUGAGACGACGACCAUCGCCACUGCUUCGUGGGUGAUUGCCGCACUUGAGGUACUUGGCUUUUUGCUGGCCGUAUUUUUGGUCAUUAAUUUCCGCAAUAAACAACGACGCAUGCAGUUCUAGAGAAGUAGCGUUCGCUGUGGAACAGUACAAAUUUAUGUGUAACGCCUUGAAUAGUGAAGGAUGUUGCGGGAAUAAUACUCGUAUUUUGCUUGAUAUAUUCAUAGAAAUGCCUUUUCACUUGUGCAAUUAUUGUAAUUUAUUUGUUGUAUAUUUAUUGUAUUCAAUAUUCACUAAAGUCACCGGAGUGCAAUCGAUUAAAGACAAAGUGAUUGUUUAA
Messenger RNA from Anastrepha ludens (Mexican fruit fly), 1632 nucleotides. RefSeq names its product protein late bloomer. The transcript has 4 exons. Bases 786 to 1415 code for a protein of 209 amino acids. Gene Ontology annotation, cellular component: membrane. The record is from RefSeq and is a predicted model, not a curated record. Lineage: Eukaryota; Metazoa; Arthropoda; Insecta; Diptera; Tephritidae.